UUGGGCCAGAGGAAAAGGAAGGUGACAUUGGUUGGCUGGUCACCCUCCUUCUCAAGGAUGCGCUAUAAAAGCUGUGCCUCUCCCCAGGAGUGUCCGCAUGAGUCGGCAGAUCCCCGGAAGGCACCAUGGCCGCCCUGGGCAUCGUGGUCGCCCUGCUGGUGUGGAUGGCCACCCUGCUGCUCAUCUAUAUCUGGAAACACAUCUACAGCAGCUGGCAACUGCCCCCUGGCCCUUUCCCACUGCCCAUCGUUGGGAACAUUUUCCAGUUGGAAUUUAAGGAUAUUCCCAAGUCCUUCACCAGGCUGGCAGAGCGUUUCGGCCCGGUGUUCACCCUGUACCUGGGCUCACGGCGCUUCGUGGUCCUGCACGGCUACAAGGCCGUGAAGGAGGUCCUGCUCGACUACAGGAAUGAGUUUUCUGGCAGAGGAGAAAUCCCCGCGUUCCGGGUGCACCAGGACAAAGGGAUUAUUUUCAAUAAUGGACCGACCUGGCAGGACACCCGGCGGUUCUCCCUGACCACCCUCCGUGACUUCGGGAUGGGGAAACAGAGCAAUGAGCAGCGGAUCCAGAGGGAGGCCCAGCUCCUGCUGGGGGCGCUCCGGAAGACCCAUGGCCAGCCCUUCGACCCCACCUUUGUCAUCGGCUUCGCGCCCUACAACGUCAUCUCCGACAUCCUCUUCCACAGACGCGCUGACUACAACGACAGGACGGCCCUGAGGAUGCUGAGUCUGUUCAAUCAGAACUUCUACCUGCUCAGCACACCCUGGAUCCAGCUUUAUAAUAAUUUCUCAGGCUGUAUACGUUACCUGCCUGGAAGCCAUAGAAAACUAAUGAAAAAUGUGUCUGAAAUAAAAGAGUACGCUCUAGAAGGAGUGAAGGACCACCAGAGGUCGCUGGAGGCCAGCUGCCCCCGAGACUUCACUGACACCAUGCUGUUGGAAAUGGAGAAGGAAAAACACAGUACAGACCCUGUGUACACUUUGGACAACAUUGCUGUGACCGUGGCUGACCUGCUCUUUGCGGGGACAGAGACCACCAGCACCACCCUGAGAUACGGGCUCCUGAUUCUCAUGAAAUACCCGGAGGUCGAAGAGAAACUUCAUGAGGAAAUUGACAGGGUGAUUGGGCCAAGCCGAAUCCCUGCCAUCAAGGACAGGCUGGAUAUGCCCUACCUGGAUGCCGUGGUGCAUGAGAUUCAGCGAUUCAUCGACCUCAUUCCCUCCAACCUGUUCCACGAAGCAACCCGGGACACAGUGUUCAGAGGAUACGUCAUCCCCAAGGGCACAGUCAUAAUUCCGACACUGGACUCCCUCUUGUAUGACAGCCACGAAUUCCCCGAACCAGAGAAGUUUAAGCCAGAGCACUUUCUGAAUGAAAAUGGAAAGUUCAAGUACAGUGACCAUUUCAAGCCAUUUUCCGCAGGAAAGCGGGUGUGUGUUGGAGAAGGCCUGGCUCGCAUGGAACUGUUCCUGUUCUUGGCCUCCAUCCUGCAGCACUUUAACUUGAAGUCGCCAGUGGACCCCAUGGAUAUCGACCUCAGCCCCAUCGCAGUUGGGUUUGCCAAGGUCCCCCCCCAUUACAGACUCUGUGUCAUUCCCCGCUCACAAGUGUGAGGCACACGUUCUCUGAAGCCCGCGGGUCCCUUGAUGCUGGCCUGGAGGCCUCCCGCUUCCCUGUGCCCCUCAGCAAGGCUAGCCAGGGCUCCACAGGGAACCACCUGGGCCAGAGAGGCUGCUUUCCAGGCCAAGCACAUUCUUCAGAUAGAAUUUGAAACAAAGUCCAUAAAAGAUUGUGUCAAACUAAUUAAAGUAAUUAAAGC
Molecule: messenger RNA, 1819 nt
Organism: Orcinus orca (killer whale)
Lineage: Eukaryota; Metazoa; Chordata; Mammalia; Artiodactyla; Delphinidae
Product: cytochrome P450 2E1
Exons: 9
Coding region: 126-1613 (495 amino acids)
Biological process (GO): xenobiotic metabolic process
Cellular component (GO): cytoplasm; intracellular membrane-bounded organelle
Molecular function (GO): iron ion binding; heme binding; oxidoreductase activity, acting on paired donors, with incorporation or reduction of molecular oxygen, reduced flavin or flavoprotein as one donor, and incorporation of one atom of oxygen
Source: RefSeq, a predicted model, not a curated record